CAAAGAGAACUUAGCAACAGUUCUAUUGGAUGCUCUGUGUGUCUGUAGCAGGAAAAGGGCAACUCUGAAGCUCAGAUGUACAAACAGCUUUAAAGGACUAAACAAUCUCUCAGCAGAUGCAUCAAGCAAAAAUCUGAAACUACAAACCAGGUCUGUUACCCAAGGACUUCAUCAGAAGGGAGAGAAACCUGCCAAUAAGAGAGGAACCCCUGUCCCACAAUGCCAUCCAUCCAGCUGCCACUGCUACUCCUCUGCCUGACCUCAUGUGGCGUUUGCCUCAACGGGAGGCAGCCAAUUCCAGAGAGAAGUGAGAACAUGGGAAGAAGUCCCCUGGAUGACAUCCUGCAGACAUCCGAAAGCCUUAUUCUUCAGUCUGUCCUCAAGAACGCCAAAAAGGAAGAAGAGAUGCUUAAAGAUUCAAAUAGCCCUCUGCCAGAAUGGCUUUCCAAAAGACAACACCCCGGGAAGAAGUACCUAAAUGACCUAGAGAAGAGACAGCAUCCUGGAAAGAGAGAUGUUGAAGAAGACGUAUCUUAUGGAGACAUUCAGAAGAGGCAGCAUCCAGGGAAAAGAGAGAUAGAAGCUGACCUUGACAGCUAUCUGGAGCUGAAAAAGAGACAGCAUCCUGGCAGAAGGUCAUUGUCAGAUCAAUAUACUGACAUUCCCAGUGCACAGCUAACCUACUUGGAUGAAUUAUCCAAAAGACAGCAUCCAGGCAGAAGGUAUUUGAUGGACAAGCACCAGUAUCCUAGCAAAAGAGGAUGGAAUGAUGAGGUAGACCUAAAUGACCAAUAUAAUGAGAAACAGCACCACUCUGGAAAAAGGCACUGGAAUUCUGACAGCCCAGAUAAUGCAGGCCCCUGCAGCUUUCAGGAGUCCUUCACCUGCAACAAAGGCAGCUUGUUGCUUGAGUUAGUAGAAAACGUUAGCAAAGAGAGGGUAGAAAGUAAACGCCAGCACCCAGGAAAGAGGUCAGCGUGGGAGAGUGGAAUAGAGGAAUGAGAAUAUAAUUACAUAUCAUUUGCAUUUGGUGAAGUAAACUGCCAGACCACAAAAAAAAUCUGUACCCUCCCCUUUGGCUUCCUGCUGCUGAGCUCUGCACCUGUCUUUUUGUGCAUUCAUGUUCCCAUUGAAGCUAAUGUCUUUGUCACACACUUAAAGUUAAAGAACUAAGGGACCCAGUUGAAUGGGACAGGCAAGUACUGGGAGUCUUCAACUCCCCCACUUCAGGAAGUUAAGAGUGCUCAUUACCUUAUGGGCCCAAACCCCAGAAAAAUCACACUGUGUGUCCCCAAUUUGCUGUUCCCAAGUGACUGAAACAGGCUCUGUUCUGAUGCCAUCAUAGUGGAACAAUCAUAUGGUGUCCUCUCAAGUCAGUGAAAUCGGUAGAGAGGAAAAAAAAAGUACAACAUAGGCCAAAUAUUUCAUAAUGAGAUUGAACAAGUUUUCAAUUCUAAAUGAUACGUAAAUGAGACCUGAACCCUUGUGCAUGACAACCUGUCUAGACAGAGAGCACUAAACAGAGAUAGGAACUGUUCCAGCUGGAACAGAUUAGAUGACUGACUUCAUAGUCUGACUUGGAACUGGUACAUAAAAACUCUUUUCAUGUAAGACCUGUAUAGUGCAAACGGUUAAUGCAUCCCAGAGCAUCCCAACCGCAAGCUGUCAACCUCAUUGUGUACACCCCAGGCUACGACAGGAUUUCCACCCUGGUGUGUCACAUUUCAGUUGUGCCACUCAAACCCACGCCUUCUCCUCAGACAUCUGAAACGGAAACAAGCAGACAUCCUUUUCUUCCAAUAAGGAUUUCUGAUUUCUCCCAUCUCAAAGGAAUGCUUUUACUUUCCAUGGUCAGACUCCCAAAAGUGUUUAUUUGAUAUGAAUGAGUCAAUAAAUAUCAGUAGUCAAUUCUGUGUGUCCUUAUUGGUUGUGCAAACAUACUGUAAUAUAGUGAAAAACACAAACAAC
Cuculus canorus (common cuckoo) is the source of this 1968-nucleotide messenger RNA. RefSeq names its product thyrotropin releasing hormone (gene TRH). Gene Ontology annotation, cellular component: extracellular region. The transcript has 4 exons. Gene Ontology annotation, molecular function: thyrotropin-releasing hormone activity. Gene Ontology annotation, biological process: hormone-mediated signaling pathway. The record is from RefSeq and is a predicted model, not a curated record. Lineage: Eukaryota; Metazoa; Chordata; Aves; Cuculiformes; Cuculidae. Bases 220 to 1002 code for a protein of 260 amino acids.